ACUCGAACACCCAAAUCAACAGAGUUAUUGCAAAACAUCGGAUCAGCAGCCUCGGACCGCUGAAACCUUUAAAAUAGGGUUAAGUUAUCGCGGAUAUCGUGACCAUGGCAGAUGAAGCAGCAGUUGUGGAGGGAGGCAUCAGCCAAGCUCAGAGCCCUCUGGUCGCAGUCAGCUUCCAGAGAAACGUCCGGAGGAAAGAGAAGUACCUGGAGGCUGAACCCAAAGCUCUGGGGAUCACUCAGAUUGGCACGAGUGUGUUUCAGAUCACCUGUGUGGGUAUGUUUAUGUCCAAAGACUUUCUUCAUUUGCACGCUGACGUACCUUUCAUGAUUUCAUCUCUGCUGCUGAUAAUAGCUGGGAGUUUGGCUGUAGCAGCUCAGAACCUCCAUCUGCCAACGCUGAGAGCCUGUUUAGUGAUGCAGAUUUUGGCUUGUGGUGCCUCCAUCUUCAACUUGAUAUAUUGUCUGAUGAAACUGGGCCACGUGCCAAUGUUAUGCUGGUAUCGAUACUAUGACGUCAACGGCACUCGUAUAGAAGAAAUCUGCCAAAGCAUUCAGAGCACCCAGUCACAUCUUUAUGCUGAGAUUAUGGUCAUUCAGGCUGCUCUGUUAGCCAUCUCCGUCACUCUGGCCGUCUACUGCUGCAAGGUGGUCAACUGCUGCUCGCCAGCUCCCAAAAUGCCAGUGAUUACUGUGCAUACGCCUCCUGUCCAACAGUGAGGAGACAAAGUGGACAAGCGCAGAAGACAGUUUUUCGAUCAAUAUUUUUAUACUAACAAUGGAUCCAAUGACUGUGUGUAAUGUGUAAAAUAUGCAGUGUUUUCAGUGUUUUCUGAUAUAACAUCCAUAGCAAAUUUAUAAGGUGGUAAUGUGUCAAUGUUGUAUUUACAGCUGUUCCACUCCACUCAAGUAAAAAAAAAAAAAAAAAAUCAAAAGCAUUUGGGGUUUCCUCUGAGGAGGAGCUUAAGAAACCGUCAGUAUUUUUAGUAAAUUACAAUGUUCUCACACUUUGCAUGUUACUUAUUUUUUCAUAAGAUUUCUGUUUCAUAUGUACUCCUUCUCUAAUGUUAACUUUAAUCAUAGCUAAAUAGUUACAACUGUAUAGAGUGCUGCUGGAAUCAUCAACAUUUUUGGUUUUCUGGUUCCCAUGUCUCAAAGUCAAUGGGUUUUUGGAAUGUGUUUUUGGUUUCCUGAAAUGUCUGCGCUUAACACAAACUUAACAUUUUGUUCUACAACAUAAAAUACCUUUGUCAAUAUCCCACUUAAGAAUUCUGAAGCUUUUACGUGUCCUAAAAAGCUAUGUUUAUUUGUGAAAAAUGGAAAAAAACAAAACGCUUUUUUAUGGAGGUAACCAGAGCGAUGCUAACUGGAAGGUAUGUUGGCCAAUAAAAACACGCCAUCCCUGCACCACUCUAUAGAGGCAACAAAUCAACUUAACGCUUACAGCAUAAAUAACAUCACAAAUUGAUACACAUUAAUGCUUUUCGGAAAAUAUUUUUGCUAACUUUGUUGAUUACUUUAUGAUGAUCACUACCUAUAAUAUGCUUUACUGAUGUUUCCUAUGUGAUUGCAACUAACAACUAUGGAAAAUAAAAGCUGUAUUUUAAGUUUAGUGUUUUUUUUAUUUUUUAUUUGUGAAAGAAAAAGUUUUUUUUAGAGUGUGUGGUGCCAACAUGCUGGACUGUAAAUAAUAGAUUUUCACACAUAGGGUCAACCUUACAGCGACACACCGUCUUUCUGUAUACUGGUCCACAGGCACCAUUUCUGUUUAUUUUCACUCUGUCUCCGAGGCUGGUUGGAGAUGUCCACAAUGUAUCAUGUCCGAAGACACAUUAAGGACACCAAAGUCAUGUCCUCUAUAUUUUAUUUUGGAACAUUGGAGUUUUAGUGCUCUAAAGGAGAGCAUAUCUACUAUAAUGACACUGUACUACUAAUUAUGACAUUUUCAAGAACAUAAAUUAAGUGCAUUCUGGUAAAUUGUACAUUAAAUACAGUAUUAAAGCAACUGAGGUACACUGGCAGUGUGGAGAAGGCUUUUAUAACAGCGUUUGGACAAUCAUAAUCGGCAUGUAAUUUCACAUUUACAUUGAUAAACGAGAAAAUAUCUGAAAUAUUCACUGGCCUAUUUUGGUGGCUAUUCAAUCCCAGUCCUGUCUGGUUUAAGGGAGGUCGGAUUGUAUUUGGGGAAUGUGGACUUCUGACCAUAGUCAUUUCUAAAAUUCUGGAUACAUUUGAAUCAACCCCUGAAAUGUAUAUUUCCCAUGGUAAAAGUCA
Molecule: messenger RNA, 2273 nt
Organism: Anoplopoma fimbria (sablefish)
Lineage: Eukaryota; Metazoa; Chordata; Actinopteri; Perciformes; Anoplopomatidae
Exons: 7
Coding region: 105-719 (204 amino acids)
Source: RefSeq, a predicted model, not a curated record